UCAGUUCGCCGUCACACUUUGUGUGCAGUCGUUGCUCGUGCGGUUACCGUUGUGAGACGCCUCUGAGCAGCUGACACUCGUGAACGUUUUUUUUUGGGCGCGAGCGUACCAGUGUUUAUUCGAAAAACAACAACAGUGCGGUGACAGUGAUUGUUGCGCUUUUGCAAUCGGUAAUUGUUGUGAUUGACGAAAACGGAACGAGACGCCAAAAUGACCGAGACGGUAGAACAUGAACAGGUGGUGAUGACGCCAAAAGGAAAGACAGCAAAUUCCACCACACUGAUCAUCGAAAGGAGAGCCGUAAAAAAUACUAAUGAUAAAAUGCACGUGGCCGGAGGUGAACACACGGGCAUUAUCAUUAACAAAGAAACCGCCACAGAAAAUGGCGAUUUAAGUCCACCUGAGCUGUCGUUGGAGUUCAGAGUGUUUUUGGUCAAUGGUCAAACAGGAAAACACACGCCUGAGUCGCGAACUCUCAGAUUUUGGUUCAGAUCGUUGAAUAACGGCGAAAAUGGCCUCACAGAGGAUAACCAUGCCGGUGUUGCGCAGGAUUUCUUUAGAGAACUUGCAAGUCCUCAAGAAUUCCCUAGAGAUUAUGUGGGAUUCAUUAAAAAAAUUAUGAAACUGAUGCAACAUAACUACCAAACUAUCAAAAAGGUGGAAGUGGAACUGAAACAGUUAGAAGAAAGUGAAGUGCCUGCAAGACCACCAGGGAACGGCUAUCUUCAUAUAGAUCUAAAUUCACCAGUAUCAGCAGAGGAGAAUUCAUUGGGAACUGUUGUAAUAUUAACCAUAGAAAAAGUGUUAGAAAUAAUAGAAUCAUCAUAUCCAAAUCCAAUAACAAUACAAGAUAUAGCAAAGGAUAAUGGAUGGGACGAGGAAGAAGUCGCACAUCACCUCUCAGAACUGCAAUCUCGUAAUUUGGUCAAAGCAAUGGAUCAUGGUGCCUUCACUAGACAACAAUCUCUUGAUACCCAAGUGACAAUAGUGAAGCAAAUGCCCACAAUGGUCAGCUCUAAGCAACCCACAAUUGCUAUCAUCACUGCCCAGUACUGUGAAAAGUUAGCUGUUGAUGCAAUGAUAGAAAAUAAGGAAACAUUCGUGAGAUACACUACUGUAGGUCCAACCAGUCCAACAUCAGACGGUCCGAAAAUGCGAUUUGGCGAGUCGAACGUUUACACACUGGGCAACAUCGGCGCACACAGGAUAGUAUGUACUAAACUUCCAUCGGUUGGACACACAAGGGAGGCAAUGACGGCUGCUGGUAACACUACCACCAGAUUAUUAGGCACCUUCCAGAAAGUAGACUACGUGUUCCUAGUUGGUGUAGGUGGUGGUGUACCGCAUUAUACUGACUACAACAAACACGUCCGAUUGGGCGACGUGGUUGUUUCUAGUCCCACGAAAAAUAAGUAUGUUUACUUGUAUUGCGAAAAUGCCAAAGUUAAAGACAAUACGUUCGAUUUUGAAACCAAGUCGUACGCACCACAGAUGCUUAAUUUACAAGAGAUAGCCAAGCAGUUAAAGGAGGCGGCAGACAGUGAUCCCAGCGUCACACCCCCUUGGAUGAACUACUUGAGAGACGGAUUGAACAUUCUUGGUUCCAACGAAUCCGAUUUCAACUCGCCCAGCAUUGAAACUGACAAGCUGUUCAUGACUAUUGGAGAAAAAGAUCUCAUUGAAGUGUCACAUCCUAUGCCUCACGAUAAAUCAGUUAAAAGGCAAGAGGGAUGUCCACGAAUCCACCUGUCACCAAUUGCCUCAGGACGACAAGUUGUGAAAGACGAUCGCCUCAGGCAACAAUUUGCCGCCCAGGUUGGUGCUCUGGCAUUCGACUGUGAAUUUGACGCUGUCAUUGAAUCAGUACUUGGAAAUUGCAAAGAUAGCUUCGUGUGUAUCCGUGGCAUUUCCGACUACAAAGAUGGUACACGACGCAAGGAGUGGCAGCCAUACGCCUCAUUGGCUGCUGCCUCCGUCAUGAAGUCAAUUAUCUGUAGCAUGGAACCACCUACAAAUGUUUAAAACCUUUUAUUCAGAUUUACUAGAGGUUAUGUACGAUUGCUAAAUUUAUUCUGGUUUAGGAGGGUAUAUCAACAAAAAGUAGGUUUUUUCUCCAAAUGGCUCACAUAGCUGUUUGUACCUAGAUUCAAGAACUGCCAAUUUAAAAGCCUAUCAGCCUCUAAUCGAGGUUAAUUUUACAAUUUCAACGAAUAUAGGAUCAAAUUAAAUAGAUUUUAAAUAGAUUUUGACCCGCUAUAUCAAAUGGGUGCUAUAAUUUUAGAUAUUUUCAUUAACGGCCUCUAAUAUUUACAAAGUUCAAAAUCAAAACACGUUAGAAUGAGGAUACUAUUUAUAAAUAGAUGAAUUGCAAAUUUCGUGGUGUUAAGAAAAGUUAGACAAAUUAUUUUCAUUUAUCAGUGCCAUUUUCUGAUAUCUUGUCUCUUAAACGAGUCAUUUUUUAGAUCAAAUUUUACGAAAGUUACCAUGAAAAGUAGUAGUGAUCUUCAAUUAGUAUAAAAAUAUUGAAGAGACUGUUUUUUAGUUUGUAUAAUUAUUUAUAAAUUUCUGAUUUAUAUUGAAAUGAUUCCAAUUUUUUAUACUUGCCCUUUUUAGUCAUGGAAAUCAUGCCAAAUUAUAGUUUAGUUGCAAAUCCUAACUUAUUUAAACGUAUACUUACAAAACAAGGUAAACUGUGUAUCUUACUUCUAGAGUUCAGGCUACAGUACGAAAACUUUUACAUUUUAUGCUUAUAACUUUAAAUAAACGACUAAUUCUGGUUGGUUUUAUGAAUCUAUGAAUAUUUAUUAUAAAUAAUACAAGGAAGUGUUAAAGUUUGUGUACUAUAACCUGAAGUAUAUACGUAUAUGUCCUGUUUUUAUUGAAGAGUAAUAUAUUUAAAUUAUUUUGUAGAUAAAUUAUAUGAAUAAAACUUUGACCAACUGUA
Messenger RNA from Aethina tumida (small hive beetle), 2944 nucleotides. RefSeq lists its product as uncharacterized. The record is from RefSeq and is a predicted model, not a curated record. Gene Ontology annotation, biological process: nucleoside metabolic process. Gene Ontology annotation, molecular function: catalytic activity. The coding region runs from base 211 to 2022 and encodes 603 amino acids. The transcript has 11 exons. Lineage: Eukaryota; Metazoa; Arthropoda; Insecta; Coleoptera; Nitidulidae.